Molecule: messenger RNA, 2045 nt
Organism: Pseudovirgaria hyperparasitica
Lineage: Eukaryota; Fungi; Ascomycota; Dothideomycetes; Acrospermales; Acrospermaceae
Product: glutamate dehydrogenase
Exons: 5
Coding region: 436-1971 (511 amino acids)
Cellular component (GO): cytosol
Molecular function (GO): L-glutamate dehydrogenase (NADP+) activity
Source: RefSeq, a predicted model, not a curated record
GCCUUACUUCUCCCCACCCGAUGACGCUUUACAAUUAUCCAUCUUCGGUUCCGCGAAAAGGGUGAGCAGCCAAUCAUGUGUGUUUGUUGCCCUUAUCUAUUCACUUCAUCUCUAGCAUACCGCUGCGAGUGUGUGUGCACCAGCAGAAGAGUAGUGCCAUGAAGCAGAUCGUGUUGAUGCUCCUACAUCGGUCCGCUGCUAUAACUCCACCCGAUAUGCCCCGCGGAUGAGAGAGAGAGCCUACUAGGUUUUGUUGGUUCGUCUCGACCUGUCGAAAGUGACGUUGAAGGGUCUGGAUCUGGAUUGAUGGGUACCGUCCGAGGGACAUAUAUCAUGCCCGUUUCCCUCCUCGUUUGUCGGCUUCUUUGUUCCUUCACCUCUUGACUGCUACUACUACUAUUACCACCACUUCCACUACCACUACACCACCUCAUCAUGUCCAACCUUGCUCCAGAGCCCGAGUUUGAGCAGGCUUACAAAGAGCUCGCCUCCACCCUCGAAAACUCCUCGCUCUUCGAGAAGAACCCAGAGUACAAAAAGGCCCUCGAGGUCGCCGCCAUCCCCGAGCGCGUCAUCCAGUUCCGCGUCGUCUGGGAGGACGACAAGGGUCAGUGCCAGGUCAACCGCGGCUACCGAGUACAGUUCAACUCCGCUCUCGGGCCCUACAAGGGCGGCCUCCGCUUCCACCCGACCGUCAACCUCAGCAUCCUCAAGUUCCUGGGCUUUGAGCAGAUCUUCAAGAAUGCCCUGACCGGCCUCCAGAUGGGCGGCGGCAAGGGCGGCGCCGACUUCGAUCCCAAGGGCAAGUCCGACAACGAGAUCCGCAAGUUCUGCGUCGCCUUCAUGCGCGAGCUCAACAAGCACAUUGGCGCCGACACGGACGUGCCCGCCGGCGACAUCGGCGUCUCCCCGCGCGAAAUCGGCUGGAUGUUCGGCACCUACCGUGCCGAGCGCAAUCGCUGGGAGGGCGUCCUGACCGGAAAAGGCGGCGCCUGGGGCGGCAGCCUGAUCCGGCCCGAAGCUACCGGCUACGGCCUCGUCUACUACGUCGAACACAUGAUCAAAUACGCCUCCGGCGGCACCCAAUCCUUCAAGGACAAACGCGUCGCCAUCUCCGGCUCCGGCAACGUCGCCCAGUACGCCGCCCUCAAAGUCAUCGAGCUCGGCGGCACCGUCGUCUCCCUCUCCGACAGCAAAGGCUGCAUCGUCGCCCCUACAGACAGCAAAGGCUUCACCCCCGAGCUCAUCGCCUCAAUCGCCCAGCUCAAGGUGCAGCGCAAACCCCUCACCGACGCCUCCCACGACUUCAAAUACAUCGAGGGUGCCCGGCCCUGGACGCACGUCGGCGCCGUCGACGUCGUGCUUCCUUCAGCCACACAGAACGAGGUCUCAGGUGAAGAGGCACAAGCCCUGAUUGCCGCAGGCGCAAAGUUCAUCGCAGAGGGAAGCAACAUGGGCUGCACGCAGGACGCCAUCGACGCCUUCGAAGCACACCGCAAGUCUGAAAAGGGCGACGCAAUCUGGUAUGCGCCUGGUAAGGCGGCGAAUGCGGGUGGUGUGGCGGUGUCGGGUUUGGAAAUGGCGCAGAACUCGGCGCGGCUGCGCUGGUCGGCUGAGGAGGUGGAUGCGAAGCUGCGCGGGAUUAUGGAGGAUUGCUUUCAGAACUGUCUGACGACGGCCAAGGAGUAUGUUGCGCCUGCCGAGGGCGAGUUUCCUAGUUUGGUGGCAGGCGCGAAUAUUGCGGGUUUCAGCAAGGUUGCGGCUGCGAUGCGGGAUCAGGGGGAUUGGUGGAGUUGGAGUCUUGCGCAUCGGGUACUCGUUACAUCUACACAACCUACACACGCUCCUCCAGCACCGAAUACCGCCUCGUUACGCACCAACUUUCCCGCACCUCCAACAACCCCUGAACAAGCCCACAAGCCCACAGACCCAGACAUCACCCCCCAACCCGCCCAUCAAGCAACCCAUUAACACACCCAAACACAUCAUGCCAAUACAACCACUCCCGAAACCCCCUAUCCAGCAACGGACCCAGAACCCCAUUC